UAUAAAUGACGUAGAGCAAGUGACAGCUGCGUGGUUACACAAAUUAGCCUCCAUCCGACGAACCGAUGAGUCGUAGUAAAAUCAGUAGAUCUGAAUUCAGUAAAACAAUUGAAGCACGUGCUGACAAACGUUGAAGGAAGAGACAACGCUAACAUUUGUGGAAGUACUAUAAAAGAUUCCAGGUUUUUUUUUUUUUAAGUAACAUCCAACCAAACAAAACCAAGAUUAAAUUGUAUUUAGUUUUACUAAUUACCCUUACAUCUCCAUUUUAGUCAGAAUCCCGAAGAUGGAUUGUUACCGUAAUGCUCUUCAAUCCGCACCCCCCUCCCCAUGUCAUACACACUGCUGCAGGAGCCACCACAACCGCUUCCCUACCUCAGUGCUAAAGCCAAAGACAUUCUGCAGCCGAGCACAUCUGAACACCACCAAGAUCAGCACCCAGCAGCAUAACAACCUCAGCUGAUGUCUUCGGAAAUCCCUUUACAAUAAAAACUUUUUUCCUUUUUUUUUUUUUUUAGCGUACCUUCAGAAUUGUAACUUCAACGUGAUUUUUUAAAAUAAUAGCAGCUGUUUCUUCUUGUUAUUAAUGAUUUAUAUCAAGUAAUGGGAAGCUGUGAAAAAAAAAAAAACUAGUUUUGACACUUGUUUACUUUCACAUCAAGGAGAUUUAGCUUUAAUUUAUGCUCAGGUGUAAAACAGGAGAUGUUAACUAGUAACCUGGAAACACCUGAAAUACUUAACACUUCAGAUGGCCUUAAUUGUCAGAAACUGAUGUAUUUCAUAAGUACACCCCAGAAUAAUGUAUAAAAAGUAAGGAAAUGUUAACUAACAUGGAUUUCCUUUCAUGUUAUAGAGAAAUUAUUCAUAACCCCAGAGUCAAAAAGAGGUCUAUGAUGAUGACAGAUUUUACAGGAGAACUCUCGUGGUUAAAAACAGAGCAUGAACUAAGAUUGCAGAAACUAGUAGAGGGUUCAGAGUAUCAAGAGCAACUGAAGUAUGACUUCAAUAUAAAAGGGGAACUGAGGCAUCUGGACACAAAUGAGUCCUUUGUUUUCAAUUAUUACAAGAAUUCGCAUGAGAGGAAUCAUGAACGCUAUCAAGUCUUGGGACAUAUGAUUACCCAAUAUGUUUAUGAGCUCCUAGAAAGAGUCUGCACGCUGCAGAAAGUUUAUAUUCCUACUGAUGCUACAGAGGAUGAACCAAGAAGUUUCUUUUUUAUGAGUGAGAAAGCACUAACAAGUUCCACUAGCAUAAUCGUCCUUCUUCAGGACCGUGGAGUUUUUCAUGCUGGACAGUGGGGGCAAAAGACAAUCAUCAGGGAGGGCCUGAACCAUGGCACUCAAAUACCAUUCGUCAAAAUGGCCCUCCAGAGCCAUGGAGGAGUGAUUGUACUGAAUCCCAAUGACAACCUUGUUGACGUGAAGAUGGAGAGGGAGAAGCUAAGUUUAUCUGCCAGAGAAGAAUCACUGACUUCUACGCAGCCCUGCCAGUGGAUCCCCAAGCGGUGCAGCAGCAGCCCUGAGGAGCACACCAUGUAUGUAUGGGACCACUUCAUUUCAAGGAGUGCAGCCAAGAACGUGGCCUUCAUUGCCCAUGGCUACGGUGGCUUGGUGUUCAUUGACCUGCUCGUGCAGAGAAAAUGGGAAGUCAUGAAUAAAGUGUACUCUGUGGCAUUCAUUGACUCCAUGCACAACAUACAGCAUCAAACUGGAAGCGAUCCACAAAUACAAGAAUGGAUACUGGAACACUGCCAUGAAUGGGUAUCAAACAGUAAGCCUCUGGAUAAAGCUGUGGGGUCCCUCAUGAAACUGAAUUGUCCUACUGUCUCUGCUGGAACUGAAAAGUACGGCUUAGCACCUUCCUACUGCAUGCACGCUGUCUUUAAGUACCUGAAGAGCACACUGAAAGCUAAGACCACAACAGCCUUUACACGUUCACCUAUUGCAACCAGAAGCAGCACAAGUAAGAAGAGAGACAAUAAAUAAAGGUAUACUGAUUUGGUUUUGAUAGUGGUCUCUUCCUUCCAUAACCACCCCUGCACCUAAGGCCCUUGGCAGUGGAGAGACUUUGAGUUGUAAAUUUGAAGCUAGUUUGUUUUUGAGAAACAUACAAGUUAACAAUUAGAAAAAAAGUGCCUUGUUGAAAGUUCUAGGUCACAUUCCUUUAGCUAUCUGUGAAACUGCAAGUUGCACAAAAUAAAGAUGUUAAGAUAUAUCAACUCUUAUCUGUAUCUUAAAUAAACUUUCUGCAGUUUUAGCUCUAUAAUUAGAUGAAACUAUCAGCAAAACUGAUUUCUUAAGUACAUAGCUUUCAGUAAAAGUACAAUUCUGGAAUAUAUAAGGCAUGCAAAGGAACUAGCACUCUGAAUUAUCCUAUUGCCUACAACAAGAUUACUUCUCACUGUAUGUUAUACAGUGUUGAAAAAUCUUUCCAGAGCUGGAAGAUCCACCUUCCUCCUUGAAAUGUUCACUCGUAAGUUGAAUGAUACUCUAGGGAACUACAUCCUACUAUCCUCCCUCCAUUCAAAGAUGAUAUACCACAAGAAUGAUAGUGACCUAAAGUAAUUUUAAUUUUAAAUCCAACUAAGUCAGUGAGACUACAUGCAGUUGCUGUGGACAUAAAACACUCUAGCAACCUUCAAUUGUCAAACUGAUGCAAGAGAAUGACACUAUUUUGUCUCACUCAUUUUAAUUUAGAACUAAAUGGGAAAGAGUUUUUAAAUGUCCAUACUUGAGGUUUGUGAUUUAUGCAAGCAAAAGUUCAAAUAGCCUUAAAAGUACAUGUAAAGGAAACAGCUACGCUGAAUUUUAAGUUAAAUCUUGUGGGAACUGAAAGUGAUCCACGUCUGCAAAAGAACUCUGAAGGAUGAUAAAAGCUUUUCCUACAGCGUCAGUUCCUAUCUCAGUCAAAAAAAUGACUGAACAGUAAAACAGUAACACUGCUUACAGAGAAUGGAGUCAAAUUCCCUUUCAUAUUUAUACCUAUUUGUGAUUUUAGUCAUGUCUGCUAACAUUUGAAAAAGUUUCCACCCCGUUAUUCAGUAAUGGAUGGAAACACGAACAGUCAGGUAAACACUUCCAAUAGCAACUAUGGCUUUUUAAAUUAAGCUAGGUGGGCUGAUAUUACAUUUGAAUGAAAG
Messenger RNA from Cygnus olor (mute swan), 3139 nucleotides. Its product is annotated as putative protein FAM172B. Gene Ontology annotation, biological process: regulatory ncRNA-mediated heterochromatin formation. Lineage: Eukaryota; Metazoa; Chordata; Aves; Anseriformes; Anatidae. Gene Ontology annotation, molecular function: siRNA binding. Gene Ontology annotation, cellular component: nucleus. The record is from RefSeq and is a predicted model, not a curated record. Bases 819 to 1985 code for a protein of 388 amino acids. The transcript is spliced from 2 exons.